UUCCCAUUGGUGUCCAUCUGAAAGCGCUAGAAACCUGUGAGGUUAUAUUUAAAAUAAUCGGAAUCAAAUGGCUGGCCAAGGACUUAUUCUUUUACAGCUCGGGCCUGUUUCCCUUGCUGGGAAAUGCGGCUAUGUCUGUGAAGCCUGUACUACUUGGGCUAUAUGAGAAAUACUACCUCCCAUUGCACAAGUCCCUGAAUCCCAGCUUGCAAGCUUUCAUCACAGGGCUGCUACCAGGGCUGGAGGAGGGAUCAGAGAUUUAUGAGAGAACGGAUGUCUUGCUUCAGAAGUUAAUGCUGGUGGUCGGCCAGGAGGUUUUCUAUGGAGCUGUGUGGGGCAGUGUCAUAGUCAGCCCUUCUAUACGCCUUCCAGCCUCGCUGUUUGUUGUCAACCAUAUAAAUAGAUCUGCGUUCAGGACAGAGCAGAAGUACAUGUUUGGCACAGACCCUCGCCUUGCGGUAAAAGCAUUGUGUGCCUCAGUGCAAGAUUCUAAUGUUCUUGUACAGCGCAACACUUUAGAAAUUCUGUUCUACUUUUUCCCUCUCUGCUCAUGCCUGGAUCCCAAUAAUUGUGUCGUCCGAAUGACGAGGGGAGACAUGGUACUUGUUCUCUCUGCGGCUCUGCACACUGUACUGAGAAGAGACAUGUCCUUGAACAGACGUCUGUAUGCGUGGCUCUUGGGGACUGAUAUCAAAGGAGACCAUAUGACUGCAGAUGCAGACUUCUCCUCUUCUCCUGAAGACUGUGCCAAGACUUACUUUGAGAAACAUUCCAAGGACUUGUUGGUUCGAGCACUGAUAAGAACUUUGCAGCAAGUGAAUCCUGAGCCAGAUCAAGAACAUGGACCUCAAGCACAUCAGAAGCCCUUUCGCAUUUUGAUAAGUUUGCUUGAUAAACCUGAAUUAGGCCCUCAAGUCAUUGGGGAUUUGCUGCUGGAAGUUAUCAGAGCUUUCUACUCCAUCUGCAAAGAAAUGCUCGAUUCUGAUAUCCAAUCAAACCAGAAUGAAAGUCUGCUUAUAAGCAAAAUGAAAGAAAAUAAAAAUGCUUCCGAAGUAAUAAAGACGGUGAACGUGUUGAUCAGCUCACUCAGCACGGACUACCUGUGGGAUUAUUUAACAAGGCUUUUUGAAGACUGUGUCAGGAACCGAUCUCGACCAGUAAAUCAUAUGGUGGACGACAGUCCAAGUUCUCCUGCAACUGUUCAAGAGCUCUGCUGUCUGCUCGUGUUCCUCUUGGAAGUCAUUCCACUGGAGCUGUAUUCUGAAAUUCAGACCCAGUACCUUCCACAAAUGCUGUGCCACAUUGUUCAAUGUUCGAUGGAGCACAUGGAAAGCCUGAGUCUUCAGGAGCUCACCAAGUGUCUGAAGAUGUGCUACAAGGUUCUCAGCAGAAUUCAGCUGCCUGCAGCAUUCAUGGAAGUUGAGGCGCAGAGUGAACAAGAAACUGAGCUGGAUCACAGGAAACCAGCUGAGAGUCCUUUACAGGAGGAAGUUAGUGCAACAGUAUCUGAUGCAGAACACAGCCCAGAAGACAGAGCAGAUCCAGUCUUCCCUUCGUUGCGAUCUGAGGACAGUGGAAUCGGAUUGAGUGCAGUGUUGUCCCAGGACCAUAAUCGCAGAAUAUAUUCUGACCGUGGCAAUGUGUGGAAGAGCAAUGGAAGCAUUCAGGUAUCUGUGCAGAAUAUACAGCAGCUCCUGGCACACUUCACGUUAAAAUCUAUCUUUGGGACCAGUUGUCAGCUGCAGGGUGUGGUGGGGGAGGACGACAAAAUGGACAGCAAGGGAGGAAAGAAGACGUGGGACAAAAAGCAGAUUACCAUGCCUCAGUUCAAACAAAUGUUGUCUGAUUUCUUCACCGUCCGUGCCUCAACGUUAAAACCGAAGAAGCGACAGCGAGGUUUCUUCGUGCAGUUUGACAGUGAGAAGUGUGUGAAGGGUAAAGAGAAUUGGGACGUGGAUCACAUGUUGCAGGAAGUGGAUGAAGUGACCGAGGACUGCAGACUGGCAUUUGCUGCCAGCUGCCAGCUUCUGCUGGAGUGUAGCAGCUUCCCUGUGUACCUUUCUUUCAAAGAGAUUGAAACCUUCUACGUUUCUGCAUUCCAGGAUGUUGGUGAUGGGGAUGGCUGCCUUCCUCUCUGGUUGAAGUCACUGAUGACUCUGUCUUGCUGUAUCAGUGAUUGCCAUGUGCAAAAUGUAGCAAUUUCAACUUUGCUGGAAAUGAUCAAUCACUCUCACUCAUUGGCGCUAGUCAUCGAAGACAAAGUCAAGCGUUACAAAAGUUCUGAAUACAGAACGUUCCUGGGAAAGUUGCAGAUGAUGACCAUACCACCCAUCACACCAGCAACAUUGAACGUUAUGGCUGAGAAGACCAAUUUCUAUCAGAGAGUUGCACAUGUUCUAUGGAAUCAGCUCAAUAAGGAGAGCAGGGAGAAUCACAUUACCUCUGUUGAUCUCUUUUAUAAAUUACACUGCCUUGCUCCAACUGCUAAUAUUUGUGAGGACAUUAUUUGUCAGGCAUUGCUUCACAAAAAUAAAGGAAUCCAAUUGGAAGCACUUUUUAGGUUCUCCGUACUGUGGCAUUUAACACGGGACAUUCAAGGCAACAGAACGUCCUUCUGCAGUCGUUCGUUUGAUAGGAGCCUCUUUGUAGUGUUGGACAGUCUGAACUGUUCAGAUGGAGCAAUCAGUGCAGCAGCGCAGGGUUGGCUGGUCCGGGCUCUCUCCCUCAAUGACGUUGCUCGGAUUCUAGAACCGGGCUUCCUGUUGCUUCUUCACCCGAAGACACAACGCACUUCCAUUCUGUGCCUGAAAAAGAAAGUUAUGGGAGAAGAUAUCAAGUCUUUGUACAACAGGGUGUCUGCCUGUCCAAAAGCAUUUAGUACACCACUGGAAAUGGUUGAAACCAGUUCGGAGGACAGCUGUAUAUUCGCUCACGUUUCAUCAGUGGACAGGGAUGGUCUCUGGGCUGAAGUGGAGGGAGAGCCUGAAAGAUCAGCCCUUCAUCGAGAAGGGUCGAGGAAAAAUACUAACCGUUCAUUUAGCGAACUGUGUCAGAAUGUCCCUCUGGAAGACAACAAGGAUAGCAGCGAGCACACAGACUCGAUCGAUACCAGCUCAGGAGCAGUCUCUUCAGGAAUCACUUCCUCUGUUUCGCCACCAACCCCAGAGCAUCAAGAUACCAUGGACAACACUGAGGAAGAUGAGUUUGGGUUACAAGAGAAGGCUGGCAUGGACAAGAUGGCUAAUAAUGGUACUCAGCCCAAAGCCCAGUUGAUACUGGUUCACACCGACUCUGAAAAAACGCAAAUGUCACAGUCCCUAUCCAGUGACGAAGAGGGCAUAGAUUUGGAACUGCAAUUAAUUACUCGAGAAAAGCUCCUAAAACGGCAAGAGAAGCAUGCCUUUGUGGAAGCUUUGUUCAAGCAUGUUUUGUUAUACGUACAACCUUAUGAUUCGAAACGGGCACUGUCUGCUUUUUCUGUCCUAGAAGCUGUGUUGAAAACUACUCCCAAAGAAUUUAUUGAGGCACUGUCUGCCUCAUGUAUGGAUACCAACUCCAGCAGUCAGCUCAGUCUGAUACAUAACCUCCUAGCUCGCCACCAGGAGUCCCUCCUGGGUGUGGAUUUUUACAGGAAGCUUUCUGCUCAGGCAUUGCCUGCAUGCUACCACCAUUGCUCCUUCAUUGAAUUGCUCAUUUGCCUCUGCCUGAAUUUCCUGACAUCCUAUUACCUGUGCCGGAUGAGGGUGAAUCACAAGGAUCUGCUGGGAAACAGGGAUGUUCAAGUGAAUAGUGUCCAAGUCCUGAUUCGGAUUGUAAUGCAGCUGGUUGCCAGUGUCAAGUCAGCUGAUGCCAAGGACAUUGACCUCAUUAGCGCCUUGUUGACCAAGUGGAAGGUUCAGAAAAUAGUGCUGCUUUCCCUCUCUGCUUCCAUGUACAUCAGUGAGAAGAGCUGCAGGCUCAGCUUUGCAGAAUCCAACGAUGAAUCCAUUGAAGAUGGCCUCUCUGAGGAAAGCCUCAUUAACUUUGGCCAGGACCAGAUUUGGAGCGAGCACCCACUGCAGAUCGAGCUCCUGAAGUUACUGCAGGUCCUGAUUGUGCUGGAGCACAUCCUCGGUCAGACAGCUGCUGAAUACAAGAGCUUUUCUGACCUUACCAAGGAGUGGCACAAGAUCAUGAGCUUCCAGCAAUCAAUCACUGCUAUGGGUUAUGUAGAAUCUCAGGCCAUCACUGCUCAGGGCAUGUUUGUGUCAGCAGUUGUUAGAGCCUUGGAACCACAGUAUGGUUGCAGCAUUCACCCACCCUGGGUGAGCCUGGUUACUGCCUCCCUACCUUACCUUGGCAAGUCCUUAGGACUGGUUGUUGCACCAUUUGUUGCACGGAUCUGUAGAAACCUGGAUGACCUUGUUCUCCAGGAGGAAUGUGAGAGUGAAAAGAAGAAAAGAAGCACAACAUCCAAAAAGGAGAAUAUCCCUCCAGAUUAUCCACUCACCCUUUUGGAAGGUCUCACUACCAUUUCUCACUAUUGCCUUCUGGAUAGCUCCGCACAGGCAAAGAAGUCUCCCACCACAGGUGAUCCCACAAAUAUGAAGAAUGCUAAGAAUGCCAUCCUUGAAGAAUUGCCUUUAAUCGUCAACUCAACAUCUCUUCUCUGGGGUGUAGUUCGAAGAGAAGAAUCUCAGAGAAAGCCCAUGAGUUCACUUGAUGCUACAAAAGCCUCAUCUUCUGUUUAUUUUAAAUCAACAAGAACCCUUAGACAGAAAAUUCUGGAGCUCCUGAAUCCAUUUGCUGCUCAGAUGGGUGUCCACCUGAUGGCAGCUGUGGCAGCAAUUUCCAGCAGCCAUGGUACUUUGCUUUUAUCUGAGGAUUUUCCUGUUGUCCAGAUAACCUGUUCGUUCUCCCCACCCUCUGCUGUGGUAUCGACAGCAGUCGCCUCUUUAUACAGUGUGCAGGCUCUAACCUUGUUGGCUGAGGUACUUGCGCCCCUUCUCGACAUGGUUUACCGCAGUGAUGAAAAGGAGAAAGCAGUACCUCUCAUUUCACGGCUGUUGUACUACGUAUUCCCAUACUUGAGAAACCACAGUGAGUACAACAUUCCAAGUUUUCGAGCCAGUGCCCAGUUACUGAGUAGUUUGAGUGGUUAUGCUUACACCAAGAGAGCAUGGAAAAAGGAAGCCUUUGAUCUCUUCAUGGAUCCACUCUUUUUCCAGAUGGACUCAUCUUGUAUUAACCAAUCACCCAAGAAAUGUGGAAUUUCAACUGUAUCAGACAGUACACAGAACGAUUAUCAACGGGAUGACAGACAAAGAAGCAGCAGGUGAUGUGCUACCUCCAACUGCAGACAGUGAAGAUGAAGAGGAUCCAUACAAUGACAUCAUUCAUCCGGAUGAGUAUCAAGUUUUAUUCAGUGCUGAACAUGUUGAACAGUGUGAUUUUGCAGGAUUUUACUGGACUUUUAUAUUGGGCAUGUUUAAUUUAAGAUGCAAUUCUAAUUUAAAGCCGUACUAUAUUUCUA
Molecule: messenger RNA, 5512 nt
Organism: Stegostoma tigrinum
Lineage: Eukaryota; Metazoa; Chordata; Chondrichthyes; Orectolobiformes; Stegostomatidae
Product: protein dopey-2-like
Biological process (GO): Golgi to endosome transport
Cellular component (GO): endosome; trans-Golgi network
Source: RefSeq, a predicted model, not a curated record